AUGCCCCAGAAGAACUUACUGGUAAUACUACAAUACGGUCCAUAUAAGUCGUGUGGUAUCGUCGAGCACAGAACAUGUCGCCUGGACGGUUUACAAGCUGCCCUGAAAGCAGAUGGUCACCAGUGCGUCCUUGAGAAAAUAGAUGACUGGACUACAGUGAAGCUUAUUGUGAAUGGAGAGUGUGUCUAUACGUGCAUCCUUACUGACCUGGAGUUUGGGGGUGAUGGACGACUUGAUCCGCUAUGCCAUAAAGCCAUUGACGCAGUGAGGGACGCGUACUGAUGUCUCUCAAACACAACCCACAUAGAUUUGCUUAUUUUAGCAUGCGCACCGAGUCCAUAGCAAAAAAUCUG
Molecule: messenger RNA, 353 nt
Organism: Triplophysa dalaica
Lineage: Eukaryota; Metazoa; Chordata; Actinopteri; Cypriniformes; Nemacheilidae
Gene: c11h10orf53
Product: chromosome 11 C10orf53 homolog
Exons: 3
Coding region: 1-282 (93 amino acids)
Source: RefSeq, a predicted model, not a curated record